AUGUCGGAAGAUGACAAUAUAGAAAUCGCUAAUAGAGAUGCUCAAAGAAAAUUUCGUUUUUUGUCAAUUCGAUGGUAUUUAUUAUUGUUAUGUUUAAUUGUAUUAUGUCAAUCAAUGAUAACAUCUGGUUAUAUCGGUUCGAUAGUAUCAUCCAUUGAAACGUAUUAUGGAUUUUCAAGUGAACGUUUAGGAAUAGCAUUUAGUAGUUAUGAUAUAACUGGCGUUUUAUCGAUUCCAUUAAUAUCAUAUUUUGGUUCGCAAUAUAAUCGUGCAAAAAUUGUUGCUUUAGGAUCUUUUGUUUUUUCAAUUGGAAAUAUUCUUUUUAUUUUACCUUAUUCUAUAAAUGGCUAUCAUAAACCAAUAAUUGAUAAUGCAACAAAUGAAACAUUAAAUUCUUUAUGUUCACCUAAUUCAACAAAUUAUUCUGAAAAUAUUUUUUUAUCUUCUAAUAAUAAUUUAAUUGAAGUUCAACCGUUAUGGACGUAUUAUAUGAUUAUUUUAUCAAUGAUUAUUAUGUCAAUUGGUGCAAGUCCAUUUUAUACAUUAGGAAUAACAUAUUUAACUGAUCAUCUUAAUAAAGAUGAUCAACCUAUUUAUACAAGUAUAUUCUAUGGAAUGAUAGCAUUAGGACCUGCUAUUGGCUUUCUAAUGGGUUCUUUAUUUUUAUCUGAAUGGAUAAAUAUUGGUCAAAAUCAAAAUCUUGAUGGAAUAACUAAAACUGAUCCUCAAUGGAUUGGACGUUGGUGGGCUGGUUUUAUUUUAUCAUCAUUUUUAUUAAUAUUAUUAUCAUUGAUUCUUUUUACAUUUCCAUCUAAACUUGAACAAAACAACAAUAAUAAUGAACUAAUACAAUCAAAUCAAUCUUCGCCAACUCAACCUUUAUGUCAGUUAUCAACAAUUAAAGAAAUAUUUAAAUCUAUCUAUGAUCUUAUAAUGAAUUUAACAUAUAUUUUAAUUGUUUUAAUUAAUUCAAUAGAAAAUAUUUUAAUUGUAUCGUUUACAACUUUUAUGGUUAAGUAUAUUGAAUCAGUAUUUAAUAUUUCAUCAUCAUUAUCAAGUAUAUUAACUGGUUCAAUUAUUAUUCCAGCAGCUGUAUUUGGAACAAUAACAGGAGGAUAUUUGAUUCGUCGUUUUCAUAUGAAUAUCUAUCAAUCAAUCAAAUUAAUAUUAAUAUGUUGUUUUAUAUCUUUAAUAUUUCUUAUCUCACUUAUUUUUCUUAAAUGUAAAUCAAAUAUAAAAUAUUCCAAUGAUACAGAAUGUUCUCAAUUGUGUAAUUGUUCUCCAUAUAUUUAUCAACCAGUUUGUUCUCAAGAAACGAUAACAUAUCUUUCUCCAUGUUAUGCAGGCUGUACAACUGUGAAUGGAAAAGAAUAUUCAAAUUGUACAUGUUUAUCAUUAGAAGAUAAAGUGUUUGAAGGUUCAUGUGAAAAUUCUUGUUUAUUUCAAUUAAUAUUAUUUUUUAUAAUAUUAUUUCUUGUAACAUAUUUUGAAACAUUAAUGGCAACACCACAUUUAAUAAUUAUAUUACGUUCAGUUCGACAUGAACUUCAAUCAUUUAGUUUAGGCUUUGAAAAUUGUAUUGUAAAACUUCUUGCACAAAUUCCAACACCUAUUUUAUUUGGAAUAAUUCUUGAUAAUCAAUGUUUAUUUUGGUCUCAAUCAACAUUUCAUCAUCGAGCUUCAUGUUUUAUCUAUAAUGGUGAUGAACUUCCAAUGAGAUUAUUUGCAACCACUAUCAUUAUUAAAUUAAUUUCAUUUAUUCUUAUUCUCAUUUUAUUUUUAAUUAAAUUCAGAGAAAAUAAAUUUCUAUUAAUUGAACAACAAGACCAGGAAGAAGAACAACAAGAUCUUGUAAAUAAUUCUCAUUCCUAA
Messenger RNA from Rotaria socialis, 1872 nucleotides. Lineage: Eukaryota; Metazoa; Rotifera; Eurotatoria; Philodinida; Philodinidae. The record is from the annotation of a GenBank genome assembly.